AUGGGCAAUCGCCAUAGCCAGUCUUACUCCCUCUCAGAAGGCAGUCAACAGCUGCCCAAGGGGAACACCCAACCCUCAGCAGCCGUGCAGCCUCUUGGCCACCUGGCAGGGAGUGGACAGCCAGAGACCCAACCGCCUGCCAAAGAGAAAAGUCAUCAGCAAGGUUCUAAUGUGGAUCCAGAUGUGAAGAAACUGCACAAAGCCUGCAAAGGAAUGGGAACAGAUGAAGCAGCCAUCAUUGAUAUUCUAUCAAGCAGGACAUCAGAAGAGAGGCAAAAAAUAAAGCAGAACUACAAAGCAGCUUAUGGCAAGGACCUAGAGGAGGUGCUCAAGAGUGAGCUGCGUGGAAACUUCGAGAAGACAGCCUUGGCCCUUCUGGACCGGCCCAGCGAGUAUGAUGCCAGGCAGCUGCGGAAGGCGGUGAAGGGUCUCGGCACGGAUGAGGAGAUACUCAUCGAGAUCCUGUGCACGAGAACCAAUAAGGAAAUCAUCGCCAUUAGAGAUGCCUACCAGAGGUUAUUUGACAGGAGCCUUGAAUCAGAUGUCAAAGAUGAUACUAGUGGGACCCUGCAAAAAAUUCUGGUGUUCAUGCUACAGGCUAAUCGUGAUGAAGGAGAUGACGUGGACAAAGAUCUAGCUGGUCAGGAUGCCAAAGAUCUGUAUGAGGCAGGAGAAGGUCGCUGGGGCACUGACGAGCUUGCCUUCAACGAAGUCCUGGCCAAGAGGAGCCACCAGCAGUUACGAGCCACCUUCCAAGCCUAUAAGAUCCUGGUGGGUAAAGACAUUGAAGAGGCCAUUGAAGAAGAAACCUCCGGAGACUUGCAGAAGGCCUAUUUAACUCUGGUGAGGUGUGCCCAGGACCGCGAGGGCUAUUUUGCUGACCGUCUCUACAAGUCCAUGAAGGGUGCGGGGACCGAUGAGGAGACAUUAAUCCACAUCAUUGUGACCCGCAAGGAGGUGGAUCUUCAGAGGAUAAAAGCAAAGUUCCAAGAGAAGUAUCAGAAGUCUCUCAAUGACAUGGUUCGCUCGGACACGUCUGGGGACUUCCAGAAACUGCUGGUGGCCCUCUUGCGCUGAGUGAGGCCAGAGCAGUGGGAACAUCGAGUGCCUUCUAAGCCAGAUUUUCAAAGGCAACUCCCACACAGAAACCCUCAAGAGUCCUAGUUCAUUUUCUUGGCAACCUGAAUAAUGCAGCAAGGCUGAGCUGUUUAAGAGCAUCAGCCUCUAGGGUUGGACAGACCCCCCACCCCCGGGCACCAGCUUAGCAAGUACCUGAGCAGCUUAAACUUUCCUCAGUGUGGUAACUGGAUGCUUUCUUAGCACACAUGAAAUCAGCAGCUGAUGAAGAAACUAUGCAUGUAUGAGACAUGUAGAAGAACAUGUUUUGCCCACAAUUGUAUAUGCUUGGGGAAAGAGUGAAUGGUUAAGGUACAGGCAAGACAAAAUUAACCAAUUAAUGAACUUCUCUUCUGUGUGUUCAAUUUCAAAGCCUCAUUAAUUAAAGUUGUGGA
Molecule: messenger RNA, 1511 nt
Organism: Condylura cristata (star-nosed mole)
Lineage: Eukaryota; Metazoa; Chordata; Mammalia; Eulipotyphla; Talpidae
Gene: ANXA13
Product: annexin A13
Exons: 12
Coding region: 1-1077 (358 amino acids)
Cellular component (GO): cytoplasm
Molecular function (GO): calcium-dependent phospholipid binding; calcium ion binding
Source: RefSeq, a predicted model, not a curated record